Molecule: messenger RNA, 881 nt
Organism: Chara braunii
Lineage: Eukaryota; Viridiplantae; Streptophyta; Charophyceae; Charales; Characeae
Source: the annotation of a GenBank genome assembly
AUAAGGUGGGGAGUCGAGGAGUUCGGCGAUUCAACCGAUUGCGGUGGCGCGUCAUCCCGAAGUCGAACUCGGGUACUUGGCGACUACUUAAUGGAAGGAACCUUGCGGGAGAAGAGGCGCAUCAAGGACGGCGGAGGCCGCCCGUCCAAUAUGCCUUCACCUCCUUCCGAGUGCUUCACGAAAGAAGCACUCGAAAGUUGGAAGGAGGUGAUAAUCGGCGAUGGCGACCGCUCCGUAGGGCGUAGCAAUCCGAUGACUUUUAGCAGUAGGCUAAGGGAUUUCCUAGUUAUGGACUUGGCCGAAGGGACUCUCUCCCGGCCUGAGGACGCCGGAUUAUUAGAAGGGUGGGGCCUCACUAGGGUUAAGGCUAUGGUAAAACACUUGCCUUGGGUGGAAGAGACUUCGAAAGAAGAUCUGGCUGCCGCCUAUCUCGGGGCAAGAAGUCUUUGGUACUUCGAAGAAGAGAGGGAAACGUGGGUGGUAGACAAGGGAUUUUGGGUGAGGGCCAGGGACGAUUGGCUUUUAGGUCAUAUCAUGGCUUUCUCGAUGUUCUCCGAGAUUCACGGGGAAAGGAUAGGGAGAUUACCAAUCAAGAAAAUCGAAGGAUUAAGGGAGAUAGUGAGGGAAGUUUCGAAGGCGCACUUUCCCGAGAGGAGGCGUGCCUUCGCGACGCUUGACAUUUUGAUGGGAGCCCCUCAGAUUAUCAAUCAUUGCCGUCAUACGAUGGCGGAUCUGGUGACGGGCCUUCGGAGGGAGCGAGAAGGGAGAAGCGAUGGGGGAAUUUUGAAAGAGUUUCUGACUGAAGCGACGUAGCACUUGCGUUGUCACCUUUUGGAUGCCACUAUUCGGUUGUGCAAAGGGAAUGAAACAUGGAUGAUUAC